UCUGACUGGUGCCCUGUUUUCCUUCGCGCGCAACCAAAGUGUUUAUAACAAAUUCUAAGUAGUAACGGCAUUUUAAACCAUUGCUAAACAUAAGCCCAACUUGAUCUCAAGCCCAAUCCGAGGAGUACAUAAGUACAUUAUACAAAGUACAUGUAUCGUGUGAGAAUGUGAGUAUGAUUUUGCAGUUUUUUUUAAAAUAAAAAAAAAAAAAAAAAAAAAAACGCGGGAGUUGAAGAUCUUUUGCGUUCUUCUGACGCCGAGCAAAUAUUCUGGGCAAUUUAUAUUAUUUCCUGCACCAUUUUCAAGCUAAGUUCUUCUCUAUAUAUAUAUGGAUUCUUUUAUAUUUUCUCCUUUAAUUUGCUUUAAUGUUACUAAUUUUUUUUCCAAAUUCCAACUUUCAAAUUUGUUGCAUUCAUUGUGAUCUAUUGAAGCUUCUAGCGAUCCGGAUUGAUGGCUGGAGUGUUCGGGCAAGUUUCGACUUCCUUGGAGACGCCACGUGAGUUUGAAAAUGUUAGCAAUUUGAGUAAUUUGUUUGCUUCCCAAGGUUUUGGUGGUAAUGCCACCAAUGUAUUUGGUGCCUCAUUGUCUCCUUUUGAGACGUCAAGUUUGUUUGGGAGUGGUAGCAAUUUGAAUAAUCUGUUUGCUUCUAAUGCAAUGGGUACUACAAAUUUCCCUAAUGUAUCUACCCAAGGGUCUGGUUUUGGCUAUAACGCCACCAAUGCAUUUGGAGAAGCAUCUUCUUCCUUGGAGACAUCAAGUGUGUUUGGGAGUGGUAGCAAUUCGAGUAAUCUGUUUGCUUCUAAUGCAUUGGGGACUACAAAUUUCCCUAAUGUAUCUACCCAAUGGUCAGCUUAUGGGGGUACUACAACCAAUGUAUUUAGAGAAGCAUCUUCUUCCUUAGGGACGUCAAGUUUGUUUGGAAAUGGUAGCAAUUUGAGUAAUGUGUUCGCUCCAAAUACAACAAAGACUACAAGUUUACCGUCCCAAGGGUUAAUUUUUGGGGGUAGUACAACCAAUGUAUUAGGAUCAACAUCAUCUUCUUUGGGAAUGUCAAGUUUGUUUGGAAAGGAUAGCAAUUCGAAUCAUAUGUUUGCUCCUAAUAUAACCGGAAGUACUGCUUCCCCAAGUUUCAUUAAUCAGGGAUCAUUUAUUGGUGGAAAAUCAACUGGUGUAUUUGGAGUGUCGUCGGCUUCUUCUCCAUCCUUGACAAUUGGACGACAACCAACUGCUUUCUUUGGAUCGUCAUCAACAUUUGGGACCACAAACGUUGGAAAUGAUGGUCCAUUUGGUUCUACUACUUCAAGAGGAGCAUUUGGAGGAAUUGGAGAUACAUCAGCGAGAGCUUGUGGACCACCUGCAAUAGUUGGAUUUACCAGUAAUAAUAGUAGCAAUGCAGCUGCGUUUAUGCCAUUGAGAAAUGCACUAGCUUCACAUGUCACAGGGUCAAAUUUUGGGCAAACAUCAAAUGCACUUGGAAUAAUGCCUGCCAACCCAUUUUCAACUUCCAGUUCUGUGGCUUCCCCAUCAUUACUAGCAGUUCUAAUCAAUGUCAAGUCUCAAGUGUGA
Chenopodium quinoa (quinoa) is the source of this 1566-nucleotide messenger RNA. Its product is annotated as nuclear pore complex protein DDB_G0274915-like. Lineage: Eukaryota; Viridiplantae; Streptophyta; Magnoliopsida; Caryophyllales; Amaranthaceae. The transcript has 5 exons. Bases 451 to 1566 code for a protein of 371 amino acids. The record is from RefSeq and is a predicted model, not a curated record.